Molecule: messenger RNA, 6875 nt
Organism: Neopsephotus bourkii (Bourke's parrot)
Lineage: Eukaryota; Metazoa; Chordata; Aves; Psittaciformes; Psittacidae
Gene: SLC4A4
Product: solute carrier family 4 member 4
Exons: 27
Coding region: 334-3666 (1110 amino acids)
Biological process (GO): transmembrane transport; bicarbonate transport; regulation of intracellular pH
Cellular component (GO): basolateral plasma membrane; plasma membrane
Molecular function (GO): sodium:bicarbonate symporter activity; solute:inorganic anion antiporter activity; monoatomic anion transmembrane transporter activity
Source: RefSeq, a predicted model, not a curated record
GCGGUCGGGAGGGGACGGGACGGGCCGGGAUGGGAGCGGGCGAGGGGACGGCCGAGGUUGCUGGCGGCUUUAAAUGCGUGCCGGGCAGGCGCCGGCAGCACAGCCGCUCCGCCCCGCCGCUAGUUCGGCCGCGGGGCCCUUCAGCCGCCGCCACCGCCUCCCCCCGGGCGGGUUAGCGAGACCGGCGGGCAGGCGCCGGUGCGCCUAUCGGCAGGUCCAGCCCUGAGCGCGGCGAUGCCUCGCUGACGUUCCCCAGGCUCCCAUCCCGUGGCUGCCCUGCAGCCCCCGCCCGCCGCCACGCUGGAGGAACGCCGCAGGACCGAGCCCCGGAGGAUGGAGGACGAGGCAGUACUGGAUAGAGGGGCUUCCUUCCUUAAACAUGUAUGUGAUGAAGAAGAAGUGGAAGGUCAUCACACUAUCUACAUUGGGGUCCACGUGCCGAAGAGCUAUAGGAGAAGGAGGCGUCACAGAAGACGACCUGGGCACAAAGAGAAAAAAGAAAAGGAGAAAAUCUCUGAAAACUACUCCGACAAAUCAGACAUAGAAAACGCUGAUGAGACAAGCAGCAGCAUCCUUAAACCUCUCAUCUCCCCCGCUGCCGAACGCAUCCGCUUCAUCCUUGGAGAGGAAGAUGACAGCCCAGCACCUCCACAGCUCUUCACGGAGCUGGAUGAGCUUCUGGCCAUCGAUGGGCAAGAGAUGGAGUGGAAGGAGACUGCAAGGUGGAUCAAGUUUGAGGAGAAGGUAGAACAAGGUGGGGAGCGAUGGAGCAAACCUCAUGUGGCCACCUUGUCCCUGCACAGCUUGUUUGAGUUACGGACAUGUAUAGAGAAAGGCUCGAUAAUGCUGGAUAUGGAGGCUUCUUCUCUCCCACAGGUGGUGGAAAUGAUCGUUGACAAUCAGAUCGAGACGGGGCUUUUGAAAUCAGAACUGAAGGACAAAGUCACCUACACGCUGCUCAGGAAGCACCGGCACCAGACCAAGAAAUCCAACCUGCGCUCUCUGGCUGACAUCGGGAAGACCGUCUCCAGUGCAAGUAGGAUGUUUUCCAACCCCGAUAAUGCACGCAGCCCGCUCGAGAGCUCCGUGCCCUGCCUCGCAACCCGCACAGCGGAUGAUGGAAUCCGGGUGCAGCGCAGCCCCAGCGUGGGAUGGCUCAGCAGCCCAGCCAUGGCUCACAGAAACCUGACUUCCACCAGUCUGAAUGACAUCUCUGACAAGCCUGAGAAGGAUCAGCUGAAGAAUAAAUUCAUGAAGAAAUUGCCCCGUGAUGCUGAGGCCUCCAACGUGCUGGUUGGGGAGGUAGACUUCCUGGAGAGUCCCUUCAUUGCCUUCGUCCGGCUGCAGCAGGCAGUCAUGCUGGGUGCUCUGACUGAAGUCCCUGUACCUACCCGAUUCCUCUUCAUUCUGCUGGGACCGAAGGGCAAAGCAAAGUCCUAUCAUGAGAUUGGCCGAGCCAUCGCCACACUGAUGUCAGAUGAGGUGUUCCAUGACAUUGCGUAUAAAGCCAAGGACCGGCAGGACCUGAUCGCUGGCAUCGAUGAGUUUCUGGAUGAAGUCAUUGUUCUCCCCCCUGGAGAAUGGGAUCCAGCCAUUAGGAUAGAGCCCCCCAAGUCUCUUCCUUCUUCAGAUAAAAGGAAAAACAUGUACUCCGGUGGAGAAAACCUCCAGAUGAAUGGAGACACACCUCAUGAUGGAGGACAUGGCGGCGGGGGCCAUGGGGACUGCGAAGAGUUGCAACGAACUGGCAGAUUCUGUGGUGGCUUGAUCAAAGACAUAAAGAGGAAAGCACCUUUCUUUGCCAGUGACUUCUACGAUGCUUUAAACAUUCAAGCCCUUUCAGCCAUUCUUUUCAUCUACCUGGCCACAGUGACCAACGCUAUUACUUUUGGAGGAUUGCUUGGUGAUGCCACGGAGAACAUGCAGGGUGUGUUGGAGAGUUUCCUGGGCACAGCAGUCGCCGGUGCAAUAUUUUGCCUUUUUGCUGGUCAGCCACUCACAAUUCUGAGCAGCACAGGACCUGUCCUUGUCUUCGAACGGCUCCUCUUUAAUUUCAGCAAAGACAAUGAUUUUGACUACCUGGAGUUUCGCCUCUGGAUCGGCCUUUGGUCAGCCUUCCUGUGUCUCAUCCUCGUCGCCACUGAUGCCAGCUUCCUGGUCAAGUACUUCACCCGCUUCACUGAAGAAGGUUUCUCCUCCCUGAUUAGCUUCAUCUUUAUUUACGAUGCUUUCAAGAAGAUGAUCAAGCUGGCAGAUCAUUACCCCAUCAACUCUGAGUUCAAGGUGGACUAUAUCACACAUUACUCUUGUGCCUGUGAACCAUUAGAUCCAGUUAAUAGCUCAUUAUUUAACAAGACAACGGUGCCGUCAGCCGAUGAGCUGUUCCUCUCUUUUUCUCUCCAGUACAAUACCACCAUUGACUGGUCAUCUCUGACAAUGAAGGAGUGCUUGAAAUAUGGAGGACAACUUGUGGGCAACAACUGUGAAUAUGUCCCUGACAUCACCCUCAUGUCUUUCAUCCUCUUUUUUGGCACUUACACCUGCUCCAUGGCCCUGAAGAAAUUCAAGACCAGCCGCUAUUUUCCAACUACUGCCCGGAAGCUCAUCAGUGACUUUGCCAUUAUCUUGUCCAUUUUGAUUUUCUGUGGAAUAGAUGCCCUGGUAGGUGUGGACACACCGAAACUAAUUGUGCCAAGUGAAUUCAAGCCAACCAGCCCUGAGAGGGGUUGGUUUAUCCCACCUUUUGGAGGGAACCCAUGGUGGGUAUACCUGGCAGCAGCCAUCCCUGCACUGCUGGUGACUAUCCUCAUCUUCAUGGACCAGCAGAUCACAGCUGUCAUUGUCAACAGGAAGGAGCACAAGCUCAAGAAAGGUGCUGGAUAUCAUCUGGACUUGUUCUGGGUGGCUAUUCUGAUGAUCAUAUGCUCCUUUAUGGGUCUGCCCUGGUAUGUUGCUGCUACUGUCAUUUCCAUUGCUCAUAUCGACAGCUUGAAGAUGGAGACAGAAACUUCAGCUCCUGGAGAGCAGCCCAAGUUUUUGGGAGUGAGGGAGCAGAGAGUCACGGGAGUCAUCGUUUUCAUUCUGACUGGUGUAUCUGUCUUCAUGGCUCCCAUCCUAAAGUUCAUUCCCAUGCCUGUGCUCUAUGGUGUCUUCCUCUACAUGGGUGUUGCGUCUCUCAAUGGCGUGCAGUUCAUGGAUCGUCUGAAGCUGCUCUUGAUGCCUCUAAAACACCAGCCUGACUUCAUCUACCUGCGCCAUGUCCCGCUGCGCAGGGUCCAUCUGUUCACCUUCCUGCAGGUGGUGUGCCUGGCCCUCCUCUGGAUCCUCAAGUCAACCGUGGCUGCUAUCAUAUUCCCUGUCAUGAUCCUGGCGCUUGUAGCAGUCAGAAAAGCCAUGGACUACCUCUUCUCCCAGCAUGACUUAAGCUUUCUUGACGACGUCAUUCCAGAAAAGGACAAGAAAAAGAAAGAGGAUGAGAAGAAGAAGAAGAAGAAGAAGGGCAGUGUGGACAGUGACAAUGAUGAUUCUGACUGCCCCUACUCAGAAAAAGUCCCAAGUAUUAAAAUACCAAUGGACAUCAUGGAGCAGGAACCUUUCCUAAGUGGUAGCAAACCUGCUGACAGAGAAAAAUCACCAACAUUCCUUGAACGCCACACGUCGUGCUGAUACAAUUCCUUUCCUUCAAUCACACACCAUGCCAAGCCCUCCACGAACUCCAGUAAAAGUUGUGCCUCAAAUUAGAAUAGACCUUGAGCCUGAAGACAAUGGUUAUUUCUGGAGGAGCAAGGGAACAGAAACUACUUUGUAAUGUGUCUGUCUGUUAAACCUUAUAUGGGAUUUUGUUUUGUCACUAGCCAAACAUUAAAAUGCUCUCCGCUCCCCAAUGCAUAGGUAAUGAGACAUCCCGCGCUGCCCCUUCACCCUUGCCCCUGCAGAUCUCCUCUGGUCCCUCCUCACCAGAUUCUCUCACGCUGACCAAGACUCAUUUUGCCUUCUCUGUCACCUCAACAUGCACAAGCAGAGGGCAGAAGAAUUAAGGAUACCAAGUCAUACCCCUGGGAGAUGGCAGAGGAACCGGCAUUACUGUAGUCAUGAAUCAGUGUCUGUGUCCAUCUGUCAUCUGGCAGAACAAACCUGACCUCCAGGCUCAUUCCUUGCUUACCCCGCUGGAAGAUGCUGGAAAGUGCUGCUAACACUAACUUGCUCUUAAAGCCUAUACUUUUAGUUAACACAGGAAGGAAAAGGAAAAGGUACUUCACUCCCAGCACAGACCAACCAUUGCCAUCACUGUAGCACGUGUUUUGAAAUGUCCCUUUCCUAUGCAAUUUUUGUUUUUUAAAGAAACACUUUAAUGGACUUAAUCUGUCAGGUACAUGGAAGAGUGUUAUUUUCCUAGAUUAUUUUGUUUAAAUUAUGGGGGCCUAACCUAAAACUUUUUUUUUGUUGUCGUUAUUGUUGUCAAUUUUUUUAACCUUUUUUUAAUUACUGUAAAGAAAAAUGAAUUUUUCCUGCAGCAGGAAACAUAUAGUUAUGAGUAGUUCUACCUCUUAUUUCUAGAUGCCAGGCUUUCUGUACAAAAAAAUGUAUUGUACCAUAUAUAAUGUGAUUUUUACAGAGAAAAACAAAACCCCACAAAAACAAAACCACACCACCACAAUCUCCAGGAUAUGGCAUAGGGCUGCAUCAGUCAGAUUGACACCUUCUACUCUGAAGCAUCUAUUUUACUUAGGCUUAUGUUAUUUUUUUAAUAAUAACUUUAUUAUGAAGGAGAUGGGAUGUCACUUAAAUCUCUUGUGAUCUAGGAAGAGUCUUAAAUGUAAUGUUGACAAGCAAAAUAAUCACUGGCUACUGGCGUCAGUGGACAGAUGCUGAUUGUAUUCAUGCUGUUGUUCAUUUCCUACAUGGUGUUGUACAAAUUGCUUCUUUGGAAACACAGGGGGAUGUGUGUGCGUGCGUAUAUGUCUACACAUGAGAAGACCCCAAAUGCACUUCAGGCCCGUUGACAGCACAAUGGAGGAGAAAGAUAGUUGAGGUUGGCCAACUGGGAUGGUUAUCCCCAUGCUUGUGUUUGCCAGGCUCAGAAACAUCUGCAUCCUCUUCAUCCCACAUCUGUUCAUCAUCAUCUAGAGAAUUUACCCUAAAUCUUGACUGCAGAGUCCUAGACUAUCCAUCUAUUCAGCAGACCCAGGCUUUUGUUUUUAAACCAAGUGAGUAUGUAUCACUGUGGGAGAGAUGAUUUUUCUCUCUGUGUGCAUGUAAACGUGCAUUUGGGAAUUUGGAAAUUGAACAGUGUCUUCAUCAAGACACUGUUUUUGGUAAAACAUGAGGACUACAAGUAAGACAGUAAAAGCUUCCUGAAAGAAAGAAGAACAAAGCCCAUCUGUAAGGGCCGAUUCCCCAGCAGAGAAAAAUCCUACUGCAGAGGACAGGCACAUUGCUGCUUUCUGUUCAAAACCAAAGUCUGCUUUGGUUUUAUUUAACAGAAUUUCAUGAUGGUGCUGAGACCUUUUAUGCCAAAUUUACUCACUCGUAGUAGCCACAUCGGUGAGGGGAGGUGCAGAAUAGGGCUGUUCUUUUCUUGCCCAGAUGUGCUAUAGAAGCAGCAACCAUACUGGUCUACAGGGCUUUGGUUGAAGGUUGAGUUGAUGGAUUCCAUGGUACUUUGAGCUUAAUAUGAAGAGGAAGGAGAAGCAGAGGCCCCUGCACAGCCCAUACACACAUGCACACGCAUCCAUACAUUCCCCUCCUCCCUCCCAAGGGGUCUAGGUUCCAACUUCCAUGAUACGUGAAUUGACUUGUGGCUCAGCAUCCUGGGAAUCCGGCCUGAAUGUGCUUCAGGAAGGCUUGGGAAAUGUCAGAAAUGGCCAGAGCAGCAUCUCUGUGAUGCCUUCUGUGGUUAUUUGGAGGACAGAUAACCUCGGGAACUUCGACAGAUGGCUUCCAUCCCUUGGUCAACACCAGUCCCUGGCUCACAAAGGGAAAACAGCCUCCAGAUGCUGAGAGUGUGUUGUGUUUUGCCCAGACCUUUGAUUUGUAGAAAUCCCAAUAACUUGAUGGAGAAAAGAUCAAACUAGGUGGACAGAGUGAAGCAGCUUCCCAUCUGCUGGCACCUGGCGAUGUGUCUCCACAAAAAUGAGGUCUUCCACUUCUGAACCAUGUUAAAUGUACUUGAAAUGUAUUGUCUGCUGAUCUAGAGCUCUCUCUUUUUGACUUUAUGUUUUUUAUUUUAGCCCAAGGGAGCUGUUGUACAGAGCGUUGCUGAAGAGACAGGGCAAAGGUUCCUGUAGCUUUCCAUGAAAAACACAAACCUGGUGAUGGGAGCUAAAAGCUUUCCCUUCCCUGGUGCCUGGUGAUAGCACUUCAUUGGUGGCGGUGUCUCCUUUCUUGGUUAUUCCCUUAAAAAUCAACACGAAACCCAACACCUCGUGGUGGGAAUGGCCACCAGCUGCAGCCACCUUUGUCCCUGCCCCUGGAGCCCACCCUUCCUUGUCAUUGUGGCUGAUUCAUCUUUGUGGUUUUAUUUUAUUGUAUUUUAUUUUGAAUCAAUGCGCACUUUCAGACACUUUUAUUAUUGUUUUUAAUUCUCUGUAUUUGCUUUGGAGGAAAGAAUAAAAACCGUCGUGUAAAAUGAAGUGGAUCAAGAUGGUGGAACAUAAGGAAAAAAAGCAGAAAACAUUUCAAUAUAUUAAAAUGAUUUUUUUUUUUCCAGUAGUAUAAAACAUGAAAUUCCUGAUAACAUUAUAGUGUUUUACAGUUUUAUGGAGCUUUCUAUUGUGACUUUUAUGGAAUCAAAAGAUGAAGAUGAUGAGAUAUUUUAGCAUUUCUAUUUUUCAAAAUUAAAUGUAUACUGAAAAUAAAGUAACUUUAUGCAUUUA